Molecule: messenger RNA, 502 nt
Organism: Oppiella nova
Lineage: Eukaryota; Metazoa; Arthropoda; Arachnida; Sarcoptiformes; Oppiidae
Source: the annotation of a GenBank genome assembly
CAAUGAAUGAAUGCAUUGAUUAAAGUUUGCAUUCAUUUGAUUGUGUAGUGAAUUGAGUGACAAAACAAUGUAUUUAUUGUCCCAACGAUUGUCACAACAGCUGAUCCGCACCAACGCCACCGCUUUCGGCGUCUGUUGCCAUCACUUGAGGAAUAAGUGGCAGUCGUUUGUUGUCGUCAACAAUAGGUUCACAAAACGAUAUCUUCGCGCCUCUUCGGCGGUAUUGACAGCAAAUCCAAACCACAAACCAAUUAAUACUGACAUCAAUGCCAACAAAGAGUCCAAUGAUUACAAUAAAGUCUUCACAUUUCCCAACGUGUUAUGUAUGACACGAAUCGCGUUCACACCAGUGAUCGGGUAUCUGGUGAUCGACCAGCACUUCACGACUGCCCUAACCCUGUGUGCCAUCGGAUCCAUCACUGACCUCUUGGACGGCUACUACGCCCGCAGAUACAACUGUGUGACCAAAUUGGGCGCUAUAUUGGACCCGUUGGCCGACAAA